AAACACGCUUGGUCAGUGAGGCUCCGCAACGCUGUACAGGAAAUUGAGAGACAUCGCGCUUUGUUUACAGUGGUGACGUUGCGGCGUAAUGCAGAGCGUUUUCGUCGCCUUGACUUAAAAAAAGAAAGGUACCGUGAAUUGUGGUUCAUCGCCACAUCUAUCACCAUCUAAGAACUCGAUUUUCAAAGCACUUCUCUAAGAAAAUACCCGGGCAAAUAUAACAAGAACAAAAGUGAUAGCAAGUGUUAAACAAUUCACUUAAAUUCUCAGACGAACGAAUUCCAAGCAGGAGUGUUGCGCGAUGAACGAUAACUUCCGACUGUGACGAAACCAGAAAUUAAGUCUCUACGGACGUAAAUCUAUUAAGAAAAAGAAAGAAAAAAAAAAGAUUACAAGAAAAAAAAACAAGUGAAAGAAAAAGAGGUAUCCACUCCCUAUAGAAAAUACUAUAUAACCUCCAUAAAUAACCGCCACACAAAAAGAUUUAAGAGAAGUUAUUUUAGACCAGGAAGCCGUCAAAUCAUCUACAUGGAGGAACACGUGGUCUUCACUAUCAUCAAAAUUAUUGUCGCCGGUCUGGAAGAUGACCUCAGCUCGGAGAUGCCGCCCUCCUGGCUGCCACCCCGCCCGCCCCCGCCGAAGCCCCCCCGACCCCCGCCUCGACCGCGACCCGCAGGCCCCCCAACGGCAGCAGCCUGGUGACGGUGGACACCCCCUGCGGCGCCCUCAUCCAGUACCAGGUCUCGCAGUCCGAGAUCACGCAGGGCAUCCCGCUGAACAAUGAAUACGAGGUCAUCUCCUUCUCCCACUUCACCUGGUCGCGCGUGUACCCGGCCGAGCUCGGGCUGGGGAAACGUGUGGUCGAAAAGCCCAUCGGUUUCCGUCGGCGAGACAUCGUGGCUGCGCUCACCUCGGCGCUCGAACACCUCAAUGGACCCGUGCCUGCCAGGUUCACCGUCGAUGACUUCGUGGAGGGAAUGUACCGCACAGUGCCAACCAGCGGGACACAGUACGAGCUGCUUUUCCACGACCGCCACGCCAACCGCUCUUCUCAUCAGUACAGAACCGUUACCCUAAUGAGGCCCUUUGCUCCCCUCACGGUCGUUGCCAGGGAACAGCAGACUACCAAACAGCUGAUCAACAUCGUCUUGCCUCUCUCCGGGCGAACUGAGACCUUCCGUGGCUUCAUGGACAAGCUGGUCACCAUUAUCUUGAGACAUGAUCGCAGAGUCUUCCUCACUGUCGUUUAUUUUGGCCACGAAGGGCUGCACGAAGUCCGGAACAUCAUAACGAACGCGUCCAAAGAGGCCAAGUUUCGACACAUUAAGUUGCUCACACUCAACGAAACGUUUUCCAGAGGAAAGGCACUUCAGGUGGGAGCAACACACUGGUCCAAGGGCGACGUCCUCCUCUUCAUGUGCGAUGUGGACAUAGUCUUCAGCACGAGGUUCCUGGAGCGAUGCCGUCUGAACGCCUCUCCUGGCCACUCUGUGUACUAUCCUGUUGUGUUUUCCUUGUACAACCCACAGAUGGUUUAUCCACUCCAGGGGAAACCUGUGCCUCAGGAACUGGACCAACUCGUCAUUUCAAGAGACACAGGAUUCUGGCGUGACUUCGGCUACGGGAUGACCUGCCAGUACAGGUCAGACUUCCUCAACGUCCAGGGCUUCGACGAGGAUAUCAUAGGAUGGGGAGGAGAGGAUGUACUGCUCUACCGCAAAUACGUCAAAUCAAGGCUCUCCGUGAUCCGCUCCACCGACCCGGGGAUCUUCCACCUGUGGCACCCAAAGGAGUGUUCCACGUCCCUCUCAGCUGAUCAGUACCGUGCCUGUAUCACUUCACGUGCUUUGAACGAGGCCUCCCACGCCCACCUCGGCCUCAUUGCCUUCAAGGACGACCUCGGGAAGCACCCUCUCGGCGCCGAUGCACUCACCGGCAGCCAGGCUCUUGAGGAACAGCAACUCAAGGCUGAGAUGUAGUCGUCGGAAUUUUUUUUUCUUUUUUUUUUUUAUUAUUCUUGAAAGCUGUUUUAGAAAUUAUAAGAAAAAAAAGGAUACGCUGUGCAGUGCCUGUGACUGAUGCCUCUCUUUCCAGAAUUUUCUAUGUGGAAAUAAAUCUACUGCAGAUAUAUAGAUAUAUAUGUGUGUGUGUUUAUGAAAAUAACUUUGGAAAUGUUGCUACUUUCAGCUCUAUAUUACUUCCAAAUCACAACCGAAAGUUAGCCAGUUCUAUUGCAUGUUGUAAGCAUGUGAUUUUUUUUUUUUUUUCUCUCAAUUAAUUGCUUUAUGGAAAUACAAUUCAUCGUUUUGAAGGAGUAAUGAAGAUUAUCUUGGUUUUAAAAUUCUUAAAAAGAACAAAUAUUGCUUUUCCUGGUCAUCUGUGUCUGUUCUGCCUUUAGUUCUUAAUUUCAAUCCUCUGUUAUUACAAAAAAUUAUCAUAUUUUUACCAGUGUUUCUCUUAUCAACCCUUUGGCUGUGAGCUGAAAUAAAUAUACGGUAUAUGGGGAAAAUUGAACUAUUUGUAUUAAUCCAUUUAACUUUUAACAACAACAGAACAAAAACAAAUACAACAAUGGCAAGUUAAUAUAAAUUAAUAUUUAAUGAAGUACCUAUAAAGUUCAAUUCUUGGUUCGUUCAGCCUACAAAAAAAAAAAAAAUAAACUUCAGACAAAAAAAAAAAAAUUAAGAGAUAGAAUUUCCAUU
Penaeus chinensis is the source of this 2702-nucleotide messenger RNA. It is a transcript of the gene Csgalnact, whose product is annotated as chondroitin sulfate N-acetylgalactosaminyltransferase 2-like. The record is from RefSeq and is a predicted model, not a curated record. NCBI's taxonomy places the organism in Eukaryota, Metazoa, Arthropoda, Malacostraca, Decapoda, Penaeidae. Gene Ontology annotation, molecular function: glucuronosyl-N-acetylgalactosaminyl-proteoglycan 4-beta-N-acetylgalactosaminyltransferase activity. Gene Ontology annotation, cellular component: Golgi cisterna membrane.